Molecule: messenger RNA, 5729 nt
Organism: Orcinus orca (killer whale)
Lineage: Eukaryota; Metazoa; Chordata; Mammalia; Artiodactyla; Delphinidae
Gene: ETFBKMT
Product: electron transfer flavoprotein subunit beta lysine methyltransferase
Exons: 3
Coding region: 1449-2384 (311 amino acids)
Biological process (GO): peptidyl-lysine trimethylation
Cellular component (GO): mitochondrial matrix
Molecular function (GO): protein-lysine N-methyltransferase activity
Source: RefSeq, a predicted model, not a curated record
GAGGACUGUGCCUGCCCCUUUAAGACUGACUCCCGUCCUCCUUCGAGGGAAGUUACGUGAUAACACUUUGUAACCUGCCCCUUUAAACCUGUCUUCUCACCGUACCAGUUAAUCCAGGUACCAAGUGUCCACCGCAUAAUCACAUAUUCAUAACGGAUGCUUCAUUGGUGCUGGCGUGGGCGGGGCAUCAUCGGUCUGCAUGACAGGGUGUCCAAAAUCAAUCAUCUUGUAUUUGCUCUGCUGUCUUUUCAAACCUUAGGCUCGUGAGAUUCAAGGGCUGACCCAAUCCUUCCCUACACGAUUAGUCCAAUGAGGUCAGGCCGUUAGAGACCCUGAGAUUACAAGGAAUAAACGUGGGCUGCACCCACUUAAGGUUUGUCCUUGGUUCACAGACAGCCAUUUUGCCCCUCCUCGUGUCUUGGUAUUUUAACUAACUGCCCACGUUUAAAAGUGGGAGUUUAUGGGUAAAUAGCUGGAUUGUUUUGAGAAAUUGAAAGAUCUGGCCACGUGUCCCCUGGCUGGGGACUGUUUUGAAAUAGUUUCCAGUUUGCCACAGCCCUUCUGUGAUCUAACAACCAGCCUGCAUCACUCAUUUAUCACCAGUCUGGCCCUGGGUAGGCAUUUGAGUUUGGGGCCCCUACUCUAAGUACUUGGGUGGAUGUAAGACUAUUUAUAUAUUUAUGCAGAACAGAUCAGAGGUCCCAAACAACUGGGUGUAUAAUUUGUGCUUAAACUGCUCUUCCUCAUUCUUAUUUUUAUCAAGGUGUCUUUCUGUUAAGUCCAGGUUUGGUAAAGAUGACUCAUCAGAGGUAUUUACAGAAAGAGAUUUGGGAGUUGAUAUUCUUUUAUUACAAUUAAAUCCAUAGUUUUUUGUUUUUGUUUGUUUUUAGGAAAACACCUGAAUCUUGAUUACAUUGAUGUUUUAUGCUAGGACUAUCUUUAUUGAGCAGUCAGUAUAAUUUGUAUAUCUCUAACCACAGUUACAAUUUGGUAAUCUGCACAAUCUUGGCUAGACUUCAUAAAGGCAAGAACUGUGUUUGCCCUGAUAAUUGCUCUAUUCCAUCACUAGAAUCUAAGCUUCCUGAAGAUGGGGACUUUGUUUAUUUUGUUCACAGUUGCCAAGCACAGUGCCUGCUUAAAGGGAAGUGAUUUAUUAAAUGAAUGAAAGAACUUUAAAGGUAUACCUUAUUUUAUGUAAAAGGCGUGUUCCUGAGGAUUCUCUCAAAAUCAGAUGCUUGUAUAUUUGUUGUUAUAAGUUACUAAAAAGGAUUCUGUUGUGGAAAGGCAUCUUUUAGAAGAUUGGAUUUUCCUAAAUUAAUGCACCAACACUUUCACCUAAAAUGAACUUGCACUUGUGCAGCAUCUGCUACAGAGCUAACACUAACAUUUUCUUACUAUGCAAUAGGAUUUGGAAGUGUUGGUGAGCCUUGGAGUUUUCAGUAUUAUUUAUGUUUUUAGAGGUCCAGAGAUUCCAGUUGAGAUCAGUUUGGCAGCCAGACCCUUAUUCUUUCCCCAGGAAGGAGGAGGAGGAGCAGCUGUUAUCAAGAGCAGCACCAACAAACCUGUGCUUUGGGACAGGACCGAUGGCCUUGAGCCCAGGUUGGAGAGCGUUUACAUCAUUUGCCAUGAACCGCUGUGGUGUCCUUCGGAAGGCUGUGAGAAGCAGUGGUUUUCCUUUGUUUCCCUGGGGCCACUGCCCCUGGAGGGGAACCGGAAGCUUUUUGGACCCUGAGAUGAAAGCUUUCCUGGAGGAGAACACUGAAGUCACCAGCCGUGGUAGCCUCACCCCUGAAAUCCAGUUGCGGCUUUUGACCCCCAGAUGCAAGUUCUGGUGGGAGAGAGCUGACCUGUGGCCCCACAGUGAUCCUUACUGGGCAGUCUACUGGCCAGGAGGCCAAGCCCUGUCUAGGUAUCUUUUGGAUAAUCCUGACGUUGUCAGAGGAAAAUCUGUGUUAGAUAUUGGGAGUGGAUGUGGAGCUACAGCUAUCGCUGCUAAGAUGAGUGGAGCUUUAACGAUCAUGGCCAAUGACAUAGACCCUAUUGCAGGAAUGGCUAUUACACUAAACUGUGAGUUGAACCAACUGAAUCCUUUUCCCAUUUUAACCAAAAACAUGCUGGAUUUGGAACAAGAUAAGUGGGACCUUGUUGUGCUUGGAGAUAUGUUUUAUGAUGAAGACCUUGCAGACAGUCUACAUCAAUGGCUGAAAAAUUGCUUUGGGGUCUACAGAACUCGAGUACUGAUUGGUGACCCUGGGCGACCCCAGUUCAGUGGACAUAGCAUUCAGCAUCAACUGCACAAAGUAGCAGAAUAUUCACUUCCAGAGCCCACUAGGCAGGAGAACAACGGACUGACAACAAGCACGGUGUGGGAAUUUCAGCCUUGAGCUGUUGAAGUACCUCCAAUAUGGAUAUAGCUAUGUUUGGGUUUAACCCUAAAGACUGUCCAGUUCAAAGAAGGAAAUUUGUGUUAAAUGGCAAAUCUUGUUUCCAAAAUAUGAAGGUUGAAGUUUUGUCACCCUUUGUCAUGUAACUUGUUCUGCAGUAAGCCAAAUAUAGAAAUCUCUAUCUGUAAUUUUUUUCUAGUUUUACUGCUAUAGGAAUAUAAUUAUAGAAGGCAAUAUCCACAUGUAAUUCAAGUAGCUGAGAGGAAUUAGAUAUUUUAGCAGAGUCUCUUUCUAUAGUUGAGGACAACUGUGAUGUAUCUUUGAAUUAAACAAAAUAAAAAAUACAGAAGAAUACUAUAUUUAAAAAAAAUUGUCUGUUAAGAUCAGAGAUGCAGUUGGUAUGGUACAGAAUACAGUAAGUCCCCUACAUACGAACCUUCAAGUUGUGAACUUUCAAAGAUAUUAAAGUGCCCCUGUAUGCCAGCUGUUGUACUGUACUACCGUACUUUUCAAGGUACUCUACUGUAAGAUUAAAAAUGUUUUAUUUUGUGUAUGUUUUUUAUGAUUAUUUGUGUGAAAAGUAUUAUAAACCUAUUACAGUAGAGUACUGUAUAGUUGAUUGUGUUAGUUGGGUACCUAGGCUAACUUUGUUGGACCUACGAACCCACUCUCGUAAUGGAACUCGUUCAUAUGUAGGGGACUUACUGUACAUGGGCUUCGGAGUGAGGCCACUCUGUCACUUUCUAGUUGGGAUUUUGGGCUAGUUAAGCUCUCUGAGCUUCCAUUUCUUCACCUAUAAAAUAGUAAUAAAAUUUAAUAAACUGCACCUCAAAGGGUUAUUAUAAUAAAGUAUAAAGUGUGUAAUAUAGGAUAAGUACAUAAUAGGGCAUCAAUUAAGAAACACAGAUAAAGAUUUUAGAAUUUCCUACAUACUCAGUACUGUGAUAGCCUCUUUAUGGUUUACUAAGGUCAGUUAGAAAUUGGUUAUGCCACCACUACAUGCCCCAGCUUGUCAGGAUCUUAUAUAUCAAUAAGAACAUUAGGACAUAAAUGAAAAACAAUGUGAAGAAUGUGUAUAGUAUACACUAUGUAAAAAAGAUGUAUGUAUAUACCUACAUAUGAAUGUAUGUGUAAAGAAUGCGUAUUUACUUGUAGUAGAUAUAGAAUAUCCUAUAUCUAUAUGGAAAGAAACUGGUAACAGUGGUUGUCUUCUGAGAGGGUACCAGGUGGCUGGUGGAUGAGGGUGGUAGGGAGACCUAGUUCUUACUUUUGGGUCUUGUAAUUUCGUACCGAUUACCUGUAUUAUAUUUCCUAUUCUCCAAUUUAAAACAAAACGUGACCACGAUAUAUGUUACAGGUAUAAAACGCAGCCUUGCGAAUGUACCGUUGACGCUUGUACAACCUGGGCGUUAGGGGUGCUGACUACCCCACCCACCCCCUGGAGUUGAAAAUCUAUGUAUAACUUUACAGUCCGCAUCCAAGUUUCUGCAUCCGGGGAUGGAUCGUGUAGUACUGUAGUAUUUAUUGAAACAAACCAAACAAAAACACAUAUAAGUGCAGUUCAAACCCGUGUUGUUCAAGGGUCAGCUGUACUCUCGUGUUCUCAUAUACUAAUUAGGAAUUGUUUAUGACACUUGCAUUUUAUGUUUUCUAACAAUACACACCGCCAGUGGGAUUAGGAUACCAGGGAGACAUGAUCAGAGCUACAGUCAUUCAAAAGAAAUGUAGAGAAAGCAGUUAAGGGCAGGUUGUUGCUUAGGCAGGAAAACAGUAUCAUUAGGUGGGAGUUUUGGAGCUGGGUCACAGAGGAUCUUGUGAUCCUGGAACUCUGGAAGUCAGAGUUUAUUACAACCCAAUGAAUCAACUCUUGUUGUAUCCAAUUUCCAUUGGUCUACUGGGGCUUAAUUAUAAACUCAAAAUUUUGAUUCAGCAUUGGUUAAAAUCAAUGGAAAUGAUAGGCUACAGUGGCAUUGGAUGGCAUUUGAGAGGAAAGAGUUUUGUUGACAUAUUCUUUGAAAAUUCAGGAUAGUCUGCUGGGUAUUGUCCUUCUCAGCAAGAUAAGACAGAGAAAAUUAAAGGAAAUUAUACUCUGGAGCACUGUUGGAAAUCAGCUUGAAGAGGCCAAGAGUAGAUUUAAUUUUAAAUAUCUACAUGGGACUUCCCUGGUGGUCCAGUGGUUGACAAUCUGCCUUCCAAUCCCUGGUUGAGGAACUAGGAUCCCAUAUGCCGCAGGGCAGCUAAGCCCACGCAUCACAACUAGAGAGAAGCCCAAGCGCCACAAUGAAAAGCCUGAGCGCCGCAACAAAAGAUCCCGCGUGCCGCAACUAAGACCCAACACAGCCAGAAAUAAAUAUCUACAACACUGUUUCUGUUAUCCUUUCUUAAGUAUUUAUGAGGAGGGUACAAGAAGGUCUUUGAGACGUCCAAAUAUUGCUUAAAAUAUUUUUAAAUUGCCCAUAUAUAUAACAGUGAUCCUUGAAAUGACUUCACAGCAUAACAAACAUGUUUGUAUUAAGACUGUUCACGUUUAAAGAGAUUGAUAUAGUUGGAUUAAUUUCUACCAUAUUUAUAACUGUUCCCUAUUCGUUGCCUUUGUUGUUUCUUUUUUGUGUUCUACUUUUUCUGCCUUUUCUGGUUUUAUCUUUUUUUUGUGUGCUGUGUCACAUGGCUUGUGGGAUCUUAGUUCCCUGACUAGGAAUCACACCCCAGGCCCUCGGCGGUGAGAGCACAGAGUCCUUAACCACUGGAUCACCAGGGAAUUCCCCCUCUUCUGGUUUUAAUUGAGGAUUUUAUGUGAUUCCAUCUUCUCUCCUCCCUUAGGAUGUCAGUUAUAUUUAUUAAAAAAAUUUUUUUAGCAGUUGCCCUAGAGUUUGCAGUGUAUAUUUACAACUAAUACAAGUCCAUUUUGAAAUAAACACUGUGCUGCUUCAUGAUUUUCAGUUUGUUCAGCUUUUACCUUGUGAGGACAGGAGUGAUGACAUCUAAUCUCUGUACGUCACAGACCAGAAACUUGAAGUGUGGGUAUUACUUUUAUUUAUUUUCUUGUCUAUUCAUUCAACAAAUAUUUGGGUGCUUAUUAUGUACCAGAGACUGUUCUAGGUAUUGGAGAUACAGCAGUGAAAAAAAGAGAAAUAAUUUGUCUUCAUGAAGCUUAUAUACUAGGGUCGGGAGACAGAUAACAAAUAAAAAAUAAAACAUGUCAGAUGGUGACAGGUGGAAAGGGGAAAAAUAGAGUCUAGAGUGACAGGUAAGGGUGACAGGGAUAGGUAGGAUAGGGAUGGGAGAUCCAAAUUUUAAACAGAGUGCCGAGAAACAGCUAAGGUAACUAGCAGUAUAAAAAAAGAA